Messenger RNA from Ostreococcus lucimarinus CCE9901, 765 nucleotides. RefSeq lists its product with no specific name. The coding region runs from base 1 to 765 and encodes 254 amino acids. The record is from RefSeq and is a predicted model, not a curated record. NCBI's taxonomy places the organism in Eukaryota, Viridiplantae, Chlorophyta, Mamiellophyceae, Mamiellales, Bathycoccaceae. The transcript has a single exon.
AUGUCGUACGUCCGCGUGAAGCGCAAGCGCGGCGACGCGUCGCACGCGCGCGUCGUCGUCGAGGUCGUCGAGGCGCACGAUGGAUUCGGGGACGGCGCGCGCGGCGCGAACGCGGCGCGCGCGGCGGCGCUCGCGCGAGCGCUGGACGACGCGCUGGACGGCGCGCUCGACGCGACGUCCGAAGCGCGCGGCGCGCGGAAACGGCGACGGCGCGCGAGACGCGUGGCGGAGGGCGUGGCGCGAGACGACGCGGAGACGCGGGCGGCGGACGACGGCGCGGGACGCGAGACGCGCGUGUACGACGCGAUGGUGGAUUCGCUCGAGCGCGCGCGGGCGAUGGAAUCGGCGCUGAUGUGUAACUGCGCGCCGAUGGUGCGCGAGUACUUGGCGAGUCGAGGCGAGGCGAACGCGGAGGCGGGACCGCCGCCGUUCGAGGGAGAGGAGGCGUUCGCGAGGACGUCGACGAGCGCGAGCGAGGGAGAGGACGAGUGGGUGUACGAUGUGUACGAGAUGAUGGACGAGGACGCGCGCGACUCGGACGACGACGAUUUCGACGAUGGGUACGCGCCGGUGAUUCGGGUACGAGAUUUUCACGACGUCGCGGACGACGAGGACGCGGAGAGCGAUUACGGGGACUCGGACAGUAACGCGGCGGGUUAUUUCGACGAUUAUCCCGACACCGAGAGCGAUUCUUCGGAGCACAGCGAUCGGUUUGAGGACGACGACAGCGGAUUCGGCGACGACGACGACGACGAUUGGAGCUAG